UGUCACCCGCCAUCCGACGCGUGAACUGCACUACUCAGCCGACUAGGCAAGAUUAUAGCAGAAAGAAUCUGCCAGAGGCCAGUCAGUCUUCAUGGACAUAGCAGUUCCUUUUAACCUAACCACCGAUUUCCUCAAUAUUCGGAUAUUUUUUUAUAUCACAUCGAACCAACGAUGGGACACUCUGCAUCUCGACAGAAAUUCAACGUGUGGGUAACCCUGGAGCGAGGGUCCUCUCUGGUGGACUCCAUCAAGCUCUCGUGCAAGGACUCCACCUGCUGCCUGAAGAGGAGGCGUACGGUCGCCUCCGUCAAGUUCCCCGUGGAAGGCUGGUCUUGCGUCGCGGGGAUUCAAGGCUGCCACGCCGAGGGCGAGCUGCGUGUGCCCUUGGCGAAGCUGUGCAAGAAAGACGGCAACGCGGUCGUCAGGGUGCAAUGCGCCUCGCUCCGGAAGCCAGUCUUCACCUCCUCCAUGCCGCUGGCGUGGCUGCUGGACAACAUCAGCGGCCUCCACUUCUCUCUCUUCUGUGACGACGGGCCCGCCUUCACCAGCCUCCGGUGCAACGGGAGGCGGUGUGGCGAGCCUGUCCGGGCGGUGAGCCCUGCACCGCGUGCGGCCACUGACGGGGUGGCCAGGACCGAUGAGGCUGAUGCAUGGGCAGCCUUUGAAGUGACGACCCAUGAUGACUGGUCCGUGGAGGCUGAUGAUUCAUGGUCAGCCCCAGAGUUGGUGACCUCCGCUGCUAGGGUCGAGGCUGACGAUGCAUGGGCAACCUUUGAAGCAAUGACCCGUGAUGACUGGUCCGUGGAGGCUGAUGAUUCAUGGGCAGCCCCAGAGUUGGUGACCUCCGCUGCUAGGGUCGAGGCUGAUGAUGCAUGGGCAACCUUUGAAGCAAUGACCCGCGAUGACUGGUCCGUGGAGGCUUGUGAUCCAUGGGCAUCCGCCGAAUUGGUGACCGCCAUCACUGAUGAGGCUGAUGAUCCAUGGGCAGUCUGUGAAGUGAUGACCAGUGAUGACUCGUCUGAUGAAGCUCAUGAUUCAUGGGCAGCCUUUGAAGCAAUGACCCGUGAUGACUGGUCCGUGGAGGCUUGUGAUCCAUGGUCAUCCGCCGAAUUGGUGACCGCCACCACUGAUGAGGCUGAUGAUUCAUGGGCAGCCUUUGAAGCAAUGACCCGUGAUGACUGGUCCGUGGGGGCUGAUGAUCCAUGGGCAUCCGCCGAAUUGGUGGCCGCCAUCACCGAUGAGGCUGAUGAUGCAUGGGCAGCCUUCGAGAUGAUGACCAGUGAUGACUGGUCCGUAGAGACUGAUGCCUUCCUGGAAAUCACGGCCAUCAGUGCUGUCGUUGUGUAAAUUGUCUUGCUUCACUAAGCAGCCUGGUAACACACUCACCAGUGACCCCCGGCGCAGGCGCGAGCCACACCGUGAGCCACACUCCCGGGGAGCGAGACACCCUUUAGUGACCGUCGCUCUUAUUACACCUGCACAGGAGGAGCUCCAGCUGUAUUUCUUAUCUUAUCAAUGAAA
Molecule: messenger RNA, 1521 nt
Organism: Eriocheir sinensis (Chinese mitten crab)
Lineage: Eukaryota; Metazoa; Arthropoda; Malacostraca; Decapoda; Varunidae
Exons: 2
Coding region: 172-1347 (391 amino acids)
Source: RefSeq, a predicted model, not a curated record